AUGGAGCCGACAGUCUGCUGCGUUCCACUGUUGAUGAUUUGGGACGUUCCUGAGGAUCCGAUUGGCGACGAGAGGAAGCCUGAGAGAUUUGUCCUUGGCCUGGUGGACGUUGGAACUCUGACUUCGGAAUACUGGGAAUUGGAGGAGGCUUUGGCGGUGGUUCCAGCCGCUGGACACCAGUUUUUGGAGGAACUCGUCCUGAUGAUCCUUUCUGAGCUGUGGAUUGGGAACGGCGUCGGGAAUCUGGUCCUCGACGGUCAUUAUUGUUUUCCUACAAAUGAGAUUUUCACCUUGCAAUGCGUGUUUUCAAUUUCGGAUUGGGACAGGGAGGCUUAA
Molecule: messenger RNA, 336 nt
Organism: Caenorhabditis remanei
Lineage: Eukaryota; Metazoa; Nematoda; Chromadorea; Rhabditida; Rhabditidae
Exons: 1
Coding region: 1-336 (111 amino acids)
Source: RefSeq, a predicted model, not a curated record